UAUGCACCACAUGGCGUAAGCUCCCUUGCUUCUAAGCCAGGUCUCUGGGCGUUCUGGGAGCUGACCAGGUGGGGUGGAAGGCAGAGAGUUUUGCACGGUGACUGUCAGUGCUUCAUUGCUGAAGGGAGAGAGAUUAGUGUUCAAACCAACCUGGACGUGUGCCUUCCCUGCAGCUCAGAUGCACGGGGUGGGAUUGUAUGGUUGGGGAUGCCAUCUGAGGACAUGUACUGUCUUAUCUAGCCAUCCAUCCAUCCAUAUCUAAUCUAACCUAAUCUAAUUAAUCUAUGGCACAUAUUCUAAGGCCAAGGUCUUAUCACUGGAAAGCUGCUUCAAGGCUCACAUUAAGACAUUGGUGCACUUUAUGCAAACCUUUUACCCUUUUUGUGGGUACACAGGCAGGCUUAUCCUCCCCCUUUGUCUUCCCCAGUAAAAAACGUAUGUGACAUGAUGCUACGGUUAGCAGAGAACUGAGCACCCCUUUGGCUAGUUCAGGCAGUGAGCCAAGGAUGUUCCUGGAAAUGCUUUUCCCUGGCAUAGUUCCAGUGGUCCAUAUGCCACUUAGCUGGAGCAUGGUAUACCAAGGGCUGUGGGUGCUGAUCUUCUCUGCCAGCCUGCUUACUUUUCUGUCCUGCUGUGGAAGAUAAGAAGUUCCACAGCUUGUAGGCUGUCUUGAUAACAGCUAGUGUCUGCUGCAAGGCUUUGCAGAACAAUCUGCCUGUUGCCAGUAAGCAGGGCCAAAGGCCCUGGCAAAUUGGUUGAUGUCUGCAAAAUUAAGUUCUCAGCAAAUGAAAUGUAAAGGCCAGAGCUGAUGCCUUGGUCAAAUAAAUCAGAAGGGUUGCUCUAAGUGAGACAUCCAAUAAGUAAUAAAGUGAUUCAUCAGCUCUCCCCAUCCUAUGUUGCUUAUAAAGCUACAGAUGCAACACAAAGUGCUUGUGUUGCCUUCCUCCUCAACUUACUAACAGUAUCUGAUCAUGCUGCUCUUCUUGCUAAGGCCAUGUUUACUUACAGGCCACCCUUCUGAGAAUAUUUAUUGGGUUUCUACAGUGGUAGGCUAUAUAGAAGGGCUUGGCACAAGUCAAGGCACACAAACCAUCUGGAAGUCUCACCAGUCUCCAAAAACAGGAUUGAGGAUGCUCAGCUUAUACAUUUCUUUUCUCAAAGCUGGCAGUAAUCUCUCUGUAACAGACAGUUGGGGAAACUGCUCCAUUUUAAGCCAUUUACUACAUUCCUCUAAUUGUUAAAUGUAAAUGUACUGCCUUCGAUUCCAACUUAUGGCGACCCUAUGAAUAGGGUUUUCAUGAGGCUGAGAGUUAGGAUGUUAAACAAAAAAAUCUGGUAAUAGAAUUCCUUUCCCUGUGAUUGAAAAUAUUUUUGCACUGGAACAGAUUUUUUUUAGUGGAUGUCAACUAUUAGUAAUCUUGCUGGGCAUUUAAGCAAGUUUGCCAAUAAAGGAAAAUCUGCCAUAUGGGUCCAGAUGCCUCGCACACUCAUAUUACUAAGUUUGCUGGAACUUGAGGUCUGGUCCCUAUUUCUUUGGAACUGGUAGAUGCUGCCACCUCCUUAUGGAGAGGCUGUAGAUUUGUGGGUGAGAUGAUGGACCAUCCCAUCACUACCAGCAAGAAACUGGAAAUGGACAAAAGCCUUCCUUUAUUUUCUCCUUCUUUCCUGCCCCAUAGUCUUGUAGUAGGGACAAACAGUUAGGCUCACGGGAAGCCUGCUUUUGAUAGCUUACCAAUCGAAACCUGAUUUUGAAAAAAUAAAAGUUCUUCUGGUCCUAAAUGAACAGAAACAGAAGGGAACAGAGAUGGAGAAUUUAAAUUCUGCCACUUAGAGAAAGAGUGGUUGAGAGAGAAAUGCUUCUCUGGUCAGCUCUUAGGAGCUGAAGAUGGGAUUCUAGCCUCCACCUGGUGGAGAUUUGUCCAUAGCCAUACAGGGAGAGCCAUACUGUUCAGGGCAGUGCCUCACCUGGCACAGACAUGUGCUACAUGUCUUACUUAUGAUACCUUGAUGUGAGCAAUUGACAGAUCCUCCUCCAUGACAGCUGGGGUGAGAGAGAUGCUUUUAACAUGUCUCUGAAGGCUAUAUCCACCAACCUAACUCAAGGGCAUGCAGUUUCCUGCGGGCCAGGAGCUCAUUGCCCAUGACUUCUGUCCAGCAAGGCGUACAUGUGAUACUCUGACCUUUCAACCCUGCUGCUGUUUCUGCCUACAUGUCUGUUGCUUGUUGAAUUAAUUUACUCUGGAGCUUGGGAUUUGUCAAAUAAAAAAAGGGUGGGGGAGUGUAAUCUACAUCAGCCUCCUCACCGUGCUGCUAAACUCGCACUGCUACCUAACUUGCUGGUUACUUUGAUACUUUACCACUGAGACCAGGAUGCAGCAUCAGCUGGGUAUCUCCUCUGGUUUGUAGCAAAUAUGAUUUCAUGGGAGGGAAGUGGACAUGGGAACAAAUAUGCCCGAGAUCAAAUUUCAAAAAGUUAAUUAAUUCUAGGAUGGGCAAGUACAUCAUGUGCAAUGAAGCUUGUUUCUGUGAAAUGGGACUUGGCCACUGAGCUUUGGAAAAGUACAACUUUGUGCGAGGGGGCGUUUUGGUCCAAACAGUUGUACAUAUGCCCUUCCUUUCCUUCUUAGGAGUUACUUCCUGUUACCUAGGAGUCAGUAUUGCAUGUGUUCUUUACUCUUUGUGAUGACACAGUAGGCUUUGAGAACUGCCCUAAGUUCCAUUGAUGAAAGCUAGGAAGAUUUAGGCACCAUCAUUGGGUUUGACAGGCUGGAUGGGACUCCUGCUUCUGUUGCUUCUCCUGACAGAGAGAGUGCUGCCCAUGCCAAGUCUUCAAAGCAGGCUCAAUCCAUCUGUCCCAGAGGAAUUCUCUGCGCCCUUGGAGCUCCAGCAACAGCACUUUGGCUUGGUGGAUGAUUAUGGCAUUAAACCAAAACAUCCCAAUUUCCGAAGACAGGUACAACGGAAGGAAUCAGAAAAGCUGCACAGAGUACAUAAGAGCAAGCGGGAUGAGCCAGAUUUGGAGGAGUAUUAUUAUGAUGACAUCCUUUGACUUUCUUAGGGAACUGCAAAUAUAAUUGCCACCUGUUAAGUGACCUUGCACCAACUAAUUGUUCAGUCACAGGCACCCCUCCUCCAAUCACAUAGCAAUGUAAGCAAUGAGAUCCUCCCUGUCCUUUGCCCUCUGCCAAGAACCAUCCCCACAGUUCUGUAUGUUCUAUGCACCCUUAUUACAAUCAUGGUACUUGCCACUGUAUUGGGCAAUUUGAGGAUCUUGGUUCUCCUCAUGCUAUAUUAACUGUUGUGGGUUCUGAGCUUGAAAAUAUUUGAUGAGGGGCCAAAGAUGGGCUUCAGUUGCAGAGGCUAGGAAUGUGUGGCAAACACUAGUGCUGUCCAUAGCUUUCUGCUAUGACUAUUUUCUGUGCCUCACCGGUCCUGGCAGGACUCUUCCGGUUGAGUCCACUUUUACUCGUUUGCUCCCACCUCACAAUUAAAGUUUGGAUUCCACGGAAGUUGACUACUGAGAACAGAACUAUAUAAUGUAAAUGUAUACACAUGCCUAUAUUUUCAAAAGUGAUUAAUAAACUUUUUUUG
Rhineura floridana is the source of this 3591-nucleotide messenger RNA. It is a transcript of the gene FREY1, whose product is annotated as Frey regulator of sperm-oocyte fusion 1. The record is from RefSeq and is a predicted model, not a curated record. The transcript is spliced from 3 exons. Lineage: Eukaryota; Metazoa; Chordata; Lepidosauria; Squamata; Rhineuridae. The coding region runs from base 2771 to 3049 and encodes 92 amino acids.